AAGAUGUCAGUACUGUAUGUUUUUCGAAAUGUCCUCAAUCUGUCACCUACCGGGGGUUUGCUGAAUCCAUCGAAGCGAGUGCUGUGCCAACGAUGUCUUCAUCAGAAGAACACAGUGGCUCCUUUAAAGGGCAUUAGAGUGUUGGAUCUAACCAGGGUAUUGGCUGGUCCAUACUGCAGUAUGAUACUUGGUGAUCUGGGGGCGGAGGUUGUUAAGGUGGAACGGCCAGGUGUUGGAGAUGACACCAGAGCAUGGGGGCCACCCUUCUCUGGCACGGAGAGCGCAUACUUUCUCUGUGUCAACAGGAACAAAAAGAGUGUGGCCAUCAACAUGAAAGACCCUAGUGGAGGAGACUUGGUUAGAAAGCUGGCUGAGCAGAGUGAUGUGCUGAUAGAAAACUACUUACCUGGCAAGCUUAGUGAGAUGGGUCUGGGUUAUGAUGACCUGAAAAAGUCUGCACCUCACCUGAUUUACUGCUCAAUUACAGGUUACGGACAGACAGGUCCAUCUGCCUCCCAACCUGGUUAUGACGUCAUCGUCGCUGGAAGAGGCGGGCUUAUGCACAUUACAGGGCCUGCGGAAGGAGAGCCAUGUAAAGUGGGCGUGGCUAUGACUGACUUGUCUACAGGACUGUAUGCCCACGGAGCCAUCAUGGCUGCCAUAUUGCAGCGUCAGGCCACAGGUGUUGGACAGCACAUAGACUGUAACUUAUUCUCCACUCAGGUAGCCUCAUUGGUGAAUGUCGCCUCUAAUUACUUGAACGCUAGUAUGGAGGGACAGAGGUACGGGACAGCUCAUGCCAGCAUUGUGCCUUAUCAGGCGUUUCCAACAUCUGAUGGUUACCUGUUGGUAGGAGCAGGAAAUGAUCACCAGUUUAAAGAGCUGUGUCAGAUAUUACAGAUGGAGUCAGAAGCGUCAGAUCCACGUUUUUCAAGUAACGAGAAACGUGUAGCAAACAGAAAAGUCCUCAUUUCACGGCUCUCUGACAGAUUUGCAAAGAACAGCACAUCUGAUUGGCUGGAUUUGCUGGCUGGGUCUGGCAUACCUUUUGGUCCAAUCAACACCAUAGAACAGGUGUUUAAGGAACCUCAGAUUGAGCACAACAAAAUGAUACAAGAAAUGGAUCAUCCCACAGCAGGGAGGAUCAGGGUUCCUGGUCCACCAGUGAAGUACAGCAGUGGUGACUUCCCCUUACCCUCUCCUCCCCCAACUCUGGGGCAACACACUGACCAGGUGUUAGGCUCAGUCCUAGGACUGACUGAUCAGGACUUAAACAAACUGAGAGAGGGCAAGGUCAUCCAGUAACUUUAAAAACAUGUGGCCUUCAGGAGUGAUGGCAAUAACAAAUCAGUCAAAACACAAUCAAGUGCCUCAUUAUAAAGUGAUUUUAAAACGAUCAUUCAGCAACUUUUAUACUCAGUGUAUAGAUGGUUUGCAAUGGCAGCCAUCUUUGAGGUAAGUUUGUGUAUCGCCCACUGGGUGUCUAUUGUUAGAGGUGUCAUAAGCUGUGCAGAGGCCCUUGACUGGUAAGGGCAUACACUAGGCAAUACAAACAAACUUACCUCAGAGAUGGCUGCUGUUGCCAACCAUCUAUUAAAUA
This is a messenger RNA of Liolophura sinensis, 1600 nucleotides long. Its product is annotated as succinate--hydroxymethylglutarate CoA-transferase-like. Gene Ontology annotation, molecular function: succinate-hydroxymethylglutarate CoA-transferase activity. Gene Ontology annotation, cellular component: mitochondrion. Bases 4 to 1305 code for a protein of 433 amino acids. The transcript has 14 exons. Lineage: Eukaryota; Metazoa; Mollusca; Polyplacophora; Chitonida; Chitonidae. The record is from RefSeq and is a predicted model, not a curated record.